Ilex paraguariensis (yerba mate) is the source of this 552-nucleotide messenger RNA. The record is from the annotation of a GenBank genome assembly. Lineage: Eukaryota; Viridiplantae; Streptophyta; Magnoliopsida; Aquifoliales; Aquifoliaceae.
AUGGGUAGGAUCCCAAGCACCGAGGAAGCAGAAGUUCCACAAUCUGGUGAACCAGUAGCUUCUUUCCCUCCAACAACUGGUUCAUUUCCGGCACACUACCAAGCAGAAGAGAGUUCAUCAGUUGGAAUACCCUGGAGCACUGGAUUGUUUGACUGCGAUCAGCACCAAACAAAUGCGGUUAUGACAGCAUUUUUACCUUGUGUGACGUUUGGUCAGAUAGCAGAGGUACUGGACGAGGGAGAACUGACCUGUCCUCUGGGGAGUUUCAUUUAUGUAUUGAUGAUGCCUGCACUGUGCUCUCAGUGGAUCAUGGGCUCAAAGUAUAGAACAAAGCUGAGGAAGAAAUAUAAAUUGGUGGAAGCACCAUACGAGGAUGUGAUCUCUCAUUUCUUUUGCCCAUGUUGUUCCCUUUGUCAAGAGUUCAGAGAGCUCAAGAACAGAGGACUUGAUCCAGCUUUAGGAUGGAAUGGGAUCCAAGCUGAACAGCAAGGAAAGGUGUAUCGGGAUCGACAAUUUCAGAAUCCUCCUCCAACUCAAGCAAUGUACAAGUAA